Nannospalax galili (Upper Galilee mountains blind mole rat) is the source of this 1359-nucleotide messenger RNA. It is a transcript of the gene Gfus, whose product is annotated as tissue specific transplantation antigen P35B. Lineage: Eukaryota; Metazoa; Chordata; Mammalia; Rodentia; Spalacidae. The record is from RefSeq and is a predicted model, not a curated record. Gene Ontology annotation, biological process: nucleotide-sugar biosynthetic process. Gene Ontology annotation, molecular function: GDP-L-fucose synthase activity. The coding region runs from base 156 to 1121 and encodes 321 amino acids. The transcript is spliced from 11 exons.
CAGCAGCGGCUGUGCAAGCGGGAGCAGGCCGAAGACUCUAUUUCCCAGAGUGCCCCAGGAGGGCCUCGCCCCCUCCACCUGGGCAGCGUGGCUAGCAGCUGCUUCGCCGGAAGCCCCUUCCGGGACAGGUGGAGCCUGGCGCAGGUGCAGUCAAUAUGGGUGAGCCCCAGGGGUCCAUGAGGAUCCUAGUGACUGGGGGCUCCGGACUGGUGGGCAGAGCCAUCCAGAAGGUGGUUGCAGAUGGGGCCGGCCUGCCUGGAGAAGAAUGGGUGUUUGUCUCUUCCAAAGAUGCAGAUCUGACGGAUGUGGCGCAAACCCAAGCCCUGUUCCAGAAGGUGCAGCCCACCCAUGUCAUCCAUCUUGCUGCAAUGGUAGGCGGCCUGUUCCGGAAUAUCAAAUACAAUUUGGAUUUCUGGAGGAAGAAUGUGCACAUCAAUGACAAUGUCCUGCAGUCAGCCUUUGAGGUGGGUGCUCGCAAGGUGGUCUCCUGCCUGUCCACCUGUAUUUUCCCUGACAAGACCACCUAUCCUAUUGAUGAGACCAUGAUCCACAACGGGCCGCCCCACAGCAGCAAUUUUGGGUACUCAUAUGCCAAGAGGAUGAUUGACAUACAGAACAGGGCCUAUUUCCAGCAGCAUGGCUGUACUUUCACGGCUGUCAUCCCCACCAAUGUCUUUGGGCCUCAUGACAACUUCAACAUAGAGGAUGGCCAUGUGCUGCCUGGCCUCAUCCAUAAGGUGCACCUGGCCAAGAGCAGCGGUUCAGCCCUGACUGUGUGGGGUACAGGGAAACCACGGAGGCAGUUCAUCUACUCACUGGACCUGGCCCGGCUAUUCAUCUGGGUCCUUCGGGAGUACAAUGAGGUGGAGCCCAUCAUCCUCUCAGUGGGUGAGGAGGAUGAGGUGUCUAUCCAGGAGGCAGCUGAGGCUAUAGUGGAGGCCAUGGGCUUCUGUGGGGAAGUCACUUUUGAUACCACCAAGUCAGAUGGGCAGUUUAAGAAGACAGCCAGCAAUAGCAAGCUUCGGACCUACCUGCCUGACUUCCGCUUUACACCCUUCAAGCAAGCUGUGAAGGAGACCUGUACUUGGUUUGCAGAGAACUAUGAACAGGCCCGGAAGUGAAGCAUGUGACAAGCAGGCACAGUUGGCAGUGCCCAGUGGCCACCCUCAGACCUCGUGAACUAGGGUGGUGUCCAGUCUGGGCCAAAUGCUGGCCCCUCUGCCAGGGGGCUUCAUGCAGCUGUCUAGCAGAGCCCAUGUCUGUCGGUCCUCAUGGAAAGGCCGGUCCAAUCUCAGUGCAACCACUCUUAUCCUGCUGUCCCAUCUCUAGAAACCAAUAAAAUUCAUUUUCACAAACGUG